AUUAUGCAAGAGAGAUCAAAUGAUUACUUGACUUCAUUCACACUGGCCCAAACUCCAAUUAUCUGUCUUGCUCGUGGAAGGUAUCAUAUCUCGUCACAAGUUGCGAUUCAAUUAAAGCAAGCAAACAAGCAAGAAAGGCAAAGCUGUAUCGCUCGCGCAUCCAUUCAUUCGUUCUUAAAAGAAACAAGCGAGCAACUAUACAAGCAAGACGGAACAAGAAGCAACGGCAAGGCAAUAAGAAGAGAUUACUUAAAGCGAAGAGAGUACUUAAGGGUUCGGAAAGGAAGCAAUGCUCGGUUGUUAGUAAGGAAAGGUGCUGAAAGCCAGUUUGUUUCAUCUCUUAUAUAUUCUGUUAUAGCUCCCAUUCUUUAAUAAGUUCCGUAUUCUGCUACUAUUCUGGAAUAAUAUUUAUAUGAUAUGCGAUCUAGAUGAAUUAACUUAUUAAUAUCAUAUGCGAUUGAUUUCAAUGAAAUUCCUGGCCUGGGCGCGCUGCCCUACUUGCCCUACUGCUCGACAAAGUAUCAAGUUGCCUUUUUUGGGGCCCAGACUUAUUGUUAAUGGUUGCUUCAGCAGUAGAAAGUUGCUUCGACCCCGGUGAAGUAGCUCCCUAACGCUAAUAACUCAACAAACAAAAAGCAAUGGCAACAUUGCGCUAACGUGAGUUUGCCGGCGAAGCAAUACUGGAAGAAAAUCAUACCUAUACAUAGUAUACUUACCCCAACCUAGCCUGCCAGUCUAACAUUUCUUAACAAAAGAGAGAGCAUUGCUAAAAUGAGCAUAUCUUAGCUCUUAAGUGUUUGCUUUCUUUCAUUUCAUAAUAAAGUGGAUGGAAUUCAAUCUUACUUGAGCCAGGUAAGGGUAAGCGAAAGAAGGGGGGAGUAACACAGUGUUGGUUGUUAAUAUCUUAUAUGUUAUGAUAGCUAUCUUCCAGCACAGGAUAGGGAGGAAAUAAUGAGUGUUUUUACUUUUCAAUAGAUUCUUUCAUUAGAUAGAAUUAUCCUAUUUUGGAAUAUAAGAGCAAAAGACAAGCAUAUUGUGGAAUAUAAGAGCAAAAGAAAAGUCAUCAAUCAUAAGAAAUAGAUUCCCGCCUCGCCUGUGCUUCGUAUCAUAAGAAUUGGCGCUUGCUUUCUUAUCCAGUGCUUCGUAUCUGAUCGCGCUAUAGGGGAUUCGGUACCGCAAUAAUAGGUCUUUCUGUCUGCCUAACAAAAGAGAAAUGGCCGUAAGUCUACUUAGUUCAUUCAUGCUCAUAAGAUUCUACAAGGGCCAAGCAACUAAGCGCCAAGCAACUACGCAAGUCCUGUAUACUUGACUGGUAAGAAAGAGCUGCUGUUAAGAACUGGAACACUUGUGUAUGUACUAUUACCUUCUCUUAGCGUGCACAGUUGCAUGCUGCCUUAGGCAUAUAUCUCUUUCUUAGUUUGUUUCAAGCUUUCCUUAUAAGUUAGUUAGUUUCUUCCUUAUAAGUAAUAUAUCUCUUUCUUAGUUUGUUUCAAGCUUUCCUUAGAAGUUAGUUAGUUUCUUCCUUAUAAGUAAUAUAUCUCUUUCUUAGUUUGUUUCAAGCUUUCCUUAGAAAGUUAGUGUUUAGUAAUGAAUAAAUGUUGUGUAUGUUUCGUCUAUAAGCAAUUCUUUUGUAGUAACACGGAAAGGCAGGCAACUCUUACACCCUAACUCGUGGAAAGUGAGGCCCGCUCGGGCGGCUUCUUAUUGGAUUCCUAGUGUCUACUUUCACUGGUCAAUCAAUCUUUCUUUAUUUCGUCAUGGCACUAAAGAAUCGAUAAAGUAUGUUAGCAUGCAUCACUCAUUACUAUUCGGUACUAAAGGAGAUGGAAAAGCCAGUAUCCGCAGAGCCAGCCUAUAAAGUAGAGUAGGUCCCCUGUAGCAGAUGGAAAUCCAAUGCUAAAGUAAGUGGUGACUUCAGCUGCUAAAUAGGCACAUAUAGUUAACAAGUAAUGUACUUCGGGUGGGAGAGCAUAUAUUCAUUCGGUACUCUCAAGGUCCAAUUGGCAUUCAAAGAGGUUCAUCGCCUCACUUCUCCAAGCGCCGGAUAUUAGGAUAUUUAGUACUCUGAUUUGAGUACUCUGAUUUGGAUUAGGUUAGGAACCAUUUGCUGUUACCUGCAUUGCGAAUUCUUAGGCUAGGUUCCCGUCCCCACUUUCUCCAUUUUAGGGUUAGGGUCCAAGCAACUAGGCGUGGAAAGCAUAUCCCUUACUCGCAUUCGCCUAAUCGAGCAGAAGGCCACUCGGUGAUCAUCCUAUAACUGGCUAGAGUGAGUGUCACAUUACCUAUAACAGGCUAGUUUGAAUGCAGUAAUUAAGGGCACAGGUUUCUAUGGUUCUAUUUAGUCCUGAUUGAUGAGGGUUGUCAAAGACCGGAUCUUUGCACUUCGCAACCCUAUCAGAGUAUGUGCUUAGUGCAAGGCCUCAUAGAAGUUAUAGGUAAUGUAGUAAUACGAGCUCCGGCCCUCAUCUCAUACAAAAUCAACAAGUUAAUGGAUGUUCCCAGUAUUUUCUUGGACCCGAUCACUUUCACCUUUGAUAGAUCAUGGCGGUUUAGUUGGUUUGGGAAGUUUAGUUGAGACUGGGCACGUGCGUCAUCAAAAUGGAAAAGGUAAAGAAGAGAUGGAGGCUCGAAGAGAGGAGAGCCAUUUGCAUCGACCGCUCCUGACGCCAUGAAUACCAAUAACAGUACAAGUAUGGAUCGCCUCUAUAUUGUGUGGGUGUUUCUACUAUUUCUUCAAGCUAUGGAAAAUAAUGCGUAUUGUAUGCCAUUCUCCCAUCAUACUUUCGUUGGAAAACCCAACGCCAAGUCAAACAAUUUGUCUCCUUUCACUUUUCGGGAGCAGAGCAGUAAAAGAAUAGCAAUUCUCAAUAAUGGAAGAGUUCUUCUGGGGAUGUGACAUAUAUCAAACCAAGGAAAUACAAAGUAAGCAAAUAGACGCUACAAUACUCAUGGAAAAAAUCGACUAUAAGAAUGACUUACUAAUGGAUAAAAUACACUAUCAAAAUGAUGAAGUACAAAGUGAGCAAAUAUACUCUCUUCCCCAUUUGAAGGAAAUAACAAGAUUGAGUGCGGAAAUGAGGAUACAGGACUGCAACAGCUUAAGCCCACUUGAGCAAUUUACCAUUCACCCAUUAAUUCUGAUUCGUGGGGGCAACUAUUAUUUCUCAUUCACAAAUCCAUCCUUGUCUCUGCUGCUCACUCUCGGUUUGGUCCUACUUCUGCUUUUUUUGGUUACGAAAAAGGGAGGGGGAAAGUCAGUGCCAAAUGCUUGGCAAUCCUUGGUAGAGCUUCUUUAUGAUUUCGUGCUUAACCCAGUAAACGAACAAAUAGGUGGUCGAAAUGUGAACCAAAAGUUUUUCCCUUGCAUCUCGGUCACUUUGACUUUUUCGUUAUUUUGUAAUCCCCAGGGUAUGAUACCCUAUAGUUUCACAGUUACAAGUCAUUUUCUCAUUACUUUGACUCUAUCAUUUUCUCUUGUUAUAGGCAUUACGAUCGUUGGAUUUCAAAGACAUGGGCUUCAUUUUUUGAGCUUCUCAUUACCAGCAGGAGUCCCACUACCGUUAGCACCUUUUUUAGUACUCCUUGAGCUAAUCCCUCAUUGUUUUCGUGCAUUAAGCUCAGGAAUACGUUUAUUUGCUAAUAUGAUGGCCGGUCAUAGUUCAGUGAAGAUUUUAAGUGGGUCUGCUUGGACUAUACUAUUAUUGAAUAAUGUAUUCUAUUUCAUAGGAGAUCCUGGUCCUUUCUUUAUAGUUCUUGCAUUAACCGGUCCGGAAUUAGGUGUAGCUAUAUUACAAGCUCAUGUUUCUACGAUCUCAAUCUGUAUUUACUUGAAUGAUGCUACAAAUCUCCAUCAAUAUUAGUUCUUUCAUAAUUGAAUCAAAAUGAGGAGCCGGGCAA
This is a messenger RNA of Musa acuminata subsp. malaccensis (wild Malaysian banana), 3897 nucleotides long. NCBI's taxonomy places the organism in Eukaryota, Viridiplantae, Streptophyta, Magnoliopsida, Zingiberales, Musaceae. The record is from RefSeq and is a predicted model, not a curated record.